Molecule: messenger RNA, 160 nt
Organism: Ectocarpus sp. CCAP 1310/34
Lineage: Eukaryota; Phaeophyceae; Ectocarpales; Ectocarpaceae
Source: the annotation of a GenBank genome assembly
CGCCCACAGGAUGACCAGGGUAUCGGCUUGUAGCUACGGGCUAGGCCUUCAAUUCAAGUCACGCAGCAAGCGCCACCUCUCAGCGGUACUCCAGCUACAGCGCAUAGCGCAAUCUCGCUCUCAAUCAGAAACUUCGCUCUCAAUCACACGAAAACCUUUU